AUGCGAAGGACUGCUGUCUUCGGCGUGACUGCUCAGGGUGGCCUCUCUUUGGGUGGAAAGAGCGGCGCCCGAUCUGCUACGGCUCUCUUCAGAUCAUCCUCUCCGAUUGCCGCUACUAGCGAUCGCCGAACGUAUUCGGUGGAGAAGAAGCAGCCCAAGGUGCUCAUUACUGGCGCGCUGGGGCAGAUCGGUACCGAGUUGGUGCCGCUUCUCAGGCAGCAGUACGGAGCUGAGAACGUCGUGGCGAGCGAUGUGCGCAAGGCCAGCGGCCCCGUCGGUGAUGGAGGGCCAUUCGCCUACCUCGACAUCCUGAACAUGGCCGAUCUCGAGCGCCUCGUCGUUGAGCACAAGAUCGACUGGCUCAUUCACAACGCCUCCAUCCUGUCGGCGGCCGGCGAACGCAAUCCGCAACUCGCGCUCGAGAUUAAUGUGAAGGGCCUCACCAACGCGCUCGAAGCGGCCAAGAGGCACAACCUUCGCAUCUUCGCGCCCUCGAGCAUCGCCGCAUUCGGUCCAUCGACGCCGCGCGAUGCGACGCCCGAUCUCACGAUUAUGCGUCCCACCACCGUCUACGGUGUGUCUAAGCUCUAUGCCGAGCUCCUUGGGGACUACUACCACCGCCGCUGGGAUGUAGACUUCCGUUCGCUUCGCUACCCUGGCGUGCUCUCCUCCGUGGCUCCUCCUGGUGGUGGCACCACCGAUUACGCCGUGGACAUCUUCUACUGGGCGCUGCAGAAGGGCGAGUUCAAGUCGUUCCUCAACAAGGACAGCGCGUUGCCCAUGAUGUACAUGCCCGACUGCCUCAAGGCCACCACCAUGCUCCUCGAAGCUCCCACCGAGGCCCUCAAGCAGCGAACCUACAACGUGACGGCCAUCUCCUUCACUCCCGAAGAGCUUGCGGCAGCCAUCAAAAAGCGCAUCCCUAACUUCCGCAUCACCUACGAGCCUGACUUUAGGCAGGCGAUCGCCGACAGCUGGCCUGCGAGCUUGGACGACUCGAUGGCCCGGAAAGACUGGGGUUGGAAGCACGAUUUUGAUCUCGAGGCCAUGGUGGACGACAUGCUUGCCAAGCUGAGGAUCAAGCUGGGCAUCAAGCAGUAG
Molecule: messenger RNA, 1101 nt
Organism: Acanthamoeba castellanii str. Neff
Lineage: Eukaryota; Discosea; Longamoebia; Acanthamoebidae
Product: Lthreonine dehydrogenase
Exons: 5
Coding region: 1-1101 (366 amino acids)
Biological process (GO): L-threonine catabolic process
Molecular function (GO): L-threonine 3-dehydrogenase activity
Source: RefSeq, a predicted model, not a curated record